Dendroctonus ponderosae (mountain pine beetle) is the source of this 283-nucleotide messenger RNA. RefSeq lists its product as uncharacterized. The record is from RefSeq and is a predicted model, not a curated record. NCBI's taxonomy places the organism in Eukaryota, Metazoa, Arthropoda, Insecta, Coleoptera, Curculionidae.
AUUGAAAACUCGUUAACAUUUGCAAAAUUAAAAAUAAUGCAUCCAAGCAUUAUAAAACUAAAUGAUCUUUCAGUAGAACUGAAAACUCUCGAAAAACUUAUAGCACCUAAACAAUUACCUAUACCUACCACAUUUAUGAAUAUGUUUAUGUAUGAAAAUGUUAUUGAUAUUGACUGUUUUAUAUUAAGCAAUAAAAUUACAUACUUGUUAAGAGUACCAAUAACAAACCCUAUUAAUUUCGAUUAUUUCCAUUUGUAUUCUGUUCCCAUAAAACAUCAGAGUC